Molecule: messenger RNA, 150 nt
Organism: Trichoderma citrinoviride
Lineage: Eukaryota; Fungi; Ascomycota; Sordariomycetes; Hypocreales; Hypocreaceae
Exons: 1
Source: RefSeq, a predicted model, not a curated record
GCAGCCACAGCCGUCUCUUUUUUCCGCACGGACUACGUACUUACAAGCAUCGAAUCAUGCGGGACAAUGGGGAACUGCACAACUACCUGUUCGGACAAAACAGGCACCCUGACUCAAAACUCGAUGACUGUGAUUUUAGGCGCACUAGGA